Pyricularia grisea is the source of this 772-nucleotide messenger RNA. RefSeq lists its product as uncharacterized. The record is from RefSeq and is a predicted model, not a curated record. The coding region runs from base 378 to 629 and encodes 83 amino acids. The transcript is spliced from 2 exons. Lineage: Eukaryota; Fungi; Ascomycota; Sordariomycetes; Magnaporthales; Pyriculariaceae.
UUCAAAGCAGCUGCGCAUUUGCUCGCCUUGCCAGGGUUUUCUCCAAGGCGUAUUGCAACAAUGACAUCGUUCGUCCGCAGUCACUUUAUCAACAUGCCCGUGGAAUAGCCAUGAGGCUGUGGACAAGGCCAUGUUGCGUAAACUGUUCAGUUGCUGUAGGGUGUAUAAAAGUAAAGGACCCCCGUGUUGUAACCCGGAGACUCGUUUUUUUUCUUCUUAUUGUUCAAAUCCCAUCGUGCUCUAUAUCUCUUACGUACCCGGCAUUCUCAAGUCCACCAAAGUCUCUACACAACAAAACAUCAUAGCCUACUAUACUCCUAGACCAAACAUCAUUCUCUUCUCUGUUGUAUCCCCACCAAAAAACAAAGUCUAUCAAAAUGUCCACAAACCACCUGCAGCCCUCCAACCCCAGAGUGAACAACAGCAACAGUCCCAGCCCGCUAUCAAGCGGUACAUCAACGCCCGUCAACGGGCAGAGCUCCCAAGCCACGCGGCCCCCUGCGGCGCCGGCCACAGAGCGCAUCGCCAACUUUGGUUCCUACGGAGGCAGGAAUCAGCCCUCCAACUGGCCUAGCCUCCUCGCCACCGACCCGAUGGCCCGGGAGAUCGAGAGGAUGUCGCGUCCCUGAAAACGUGGUCUGGUGCAGAUGGAGGGGGGGGAUCUGAGAAGAUGGCAUCUUUGGGGAGGCGUUCAUUGAAAUCAUGAUUUCUCUGUAUAAUAUUUAUAUUUAUAGACUUGUUUCCUACAAGAGAAGAGUUACAUUGACCAAGA